GAAUAAUAAUGCUCGUGUGAAUAAAUAAAAUAAUUGUCAGACGCAUAAUGAAACUAUUUAUACAGAGUUUCACUUGAAGAUAUUCACACGUUGUUUGGCGACGAUACGCGACACACGGCAGAUUGUAAGGCAUUAAGUGCAUACGCAAGUGUACCAGUACUUAGACUUUUCAAUUUUAUUCAUCUUAUAUAACAGAUUUUAAUUUUUAUUUAUUCAUACAUGGAGAUUUAAUUAUCACUCAGUUUCUUCAGUAUUUAAUUAUUGAAUUACUCAGUUAAGUGCGCGUGUAGUCUUCUUUAAAGUGUUAACUAAUUGUAAUAAAAUGUACAAUUGUUUGAGUAAUUGUUAACUCUUUAUUUAUAUUUAUUCAGUAAUAAUGAAUGAAAGUUAUCAAGGUAAUUGUUUUAAUUACUUUAAAAAUGUUGGGAUACUUUGGUACAUUGUUAAUCCCUAUGAAUCUGCAUUUGAAUCGGUUAAGGAAGUACCCGAUUAUCAAUAUAAGUCAUGGUUUCCAUUUUUUCUUCUUAUAAUUUUAGAGCAAUUGAUAUUGCUCUGGAAGAAAAAAAGUAGCUUCCGCUUCAACGAUCAUAUUACUUCUCUUUCCCACUGGAUGCUCCAAGAGUCUGGACGAAUAUUCUUUCGAGGUGCCGAAUAUUAUCUUUACAUUUACAUAAACAACAACUACCGGUUGAUAAAUCUACCUUGGAAUUCAUUAUGGUCAUGGUACAUCACUCUUAUAGGCGUUGAUUUUUGUUACUAUUGGGUCCAUCGUGCUAACCAUGAGGUGCAUUUUUUGUGGUCGCAACACCAAGUCCACCAUAGCAGCGAGGAAUUUAAUCUUGUGGUUGGCCUCCGGCAGUCAAUACUGCAUCAGUGGUGUAGUUUCAUAUUUUACUUGCCGCUGGCAUUAUUUAUCCCCCCAGCGAAUUUCAUAGCUCACCAUCAGUUCAACUUGAUUUACCAACUAUGGAUUCACACGACAGUAAUCGAGGACCUGGGAGUCCUCGAGUUUAUUUUCAACACCCCAAAGCACCACCGAGUACACCACGGCUGCAAUUUAUAUUGCUUAGACAAAAACUACGGAGGAGUCUUGAUUAUCUGGGACAGAUUAUUUGGUACUUUUAUCAAUGAAUUGAAGGAUACCGAAAUUAUUUAUGGCCUUGUUGUUAGUCCAAGAACUUUUAAUCCUUUAUAUUUGCAGACUUUCUAUACCAAAGCGAUGAUUGACAAAAGCCUGAAGAUGGAGACAUUUGGUGAUAAAUUGUCAGUGUAUUGGAAAGGACCCAGUUGGUUCCCAGGAUCUCCAAGGCUUGGACUGGAUGAGUACAAAAUAAAUGUGACUUCCAGGAAGAAAUACAAUCCAUCAUUAGCAACCUGGAUGAAGUUUUAUAUAACAAUUCAUUUUUCAAUUGCAUUUUACAUGCAUUUCUAUCUUUAUAGUCAAGAACAAGACUGGCAAUUAGUAAUGAUAAAAAAUGCAUUUGCAUUAACAUCAAUUGGUUUAUUGUUUGACCGACAUAAAUACGCAAUAAUUAUUGAAUUAAUGCGAUGCAUUUCAAACCUAGUCUUCUUUAAUCACAUUUAUUACUUUUAUUGUAUUUAUGCUUUAUCUUCUUGCUUUUGGAUUAUUUAUUUAAUCAAUUGUAAAAAACAUUUAUUGUAAAUUAUUA
Cotesia glomerata is the source of this 1670-nucleotide messenger RNA. Its product is annotated as alkylglycerol monooxygenase-like. The transcript is spliced from 8 exons. Gene Ontology annotation, biological process: lipid biosynthetic process. The coding region runs from base 377 to 1663 and encodes 428 amino acids. Gene Ontology annotation, cellular component: endoplasmic reticulum. Gene Ontology annotation, molecular function: oxidoreductase activity; iron ion binding. The record is from RefSeq and is a predicted model, not a curated record. Lineage: Eukaryota; Metazoa; Arthropoda; Insecta; Hymenoptera; Braconidae.